Molecule: messenger RNA, 1813 nt
Organism: Plutella xylostella (diamondback moth)
Lineage: Eukaryota; Metazoa; Arthropoda; Insecta; Lepidoptera; Plutellidae
Source: RefSeq, a predicted model, not a curated record
ACUGAUGAAAUUUUGAUUUGUGUGCGUUUUUAAAUCAGUAAUUUUAUUGAAAAUAACAAACAAUCUUAUAGUGAAAAAGCUUUCAUCGUAUUAUUUUACCUAUCUACAUUGUUUUGUAACAGUUCAAUUAUACGUGUAGAAAAUAGUGUCAUGCCACAGUGAUGAGUGAGUGCAGGGAGCACAAGCCGCUGCUGCGGGAGACGUGGAGCGACGAGGAGGUGCACGUGCACCCCCGUGACCCACGGAGGCACGCGGGGGCACGCGCCAGGGGCAGGGUCAAAGGGGCCGCAGCCAUCAUCGCGGGCUGGCCAGAUCACUGGUCAACAAUCUCCCACUGUUGGAUAGCGCUGGGCGUUCUGUCAUUGGUCACGAUGCUCCUCUACAACGCCAUCAUCGCAUUCGCUGUGUUCCCAGCCGCCUACUCCAGGAUCAAAACCUAUGCGAAAUUUCAACAGUAUGUAAACGCAGACAAACUCCCUGACAUCACCAUUCCCAUCUUUGUCAAUGACGAUAGAGAUCUAUACUACCUUAAAUACCUGCCAUACAUUGAAGUGAUUGCAGAAAAAUAUACAGAAUUCAAAUUCAAUGUAUUAUUAGUAAAUGAUAACAAGCAUAAUUCUAAUAAUAAUAGUGAAAAAUCUGCAAACGAUGAAGCCAUGGAUGAUAUUUUAACCCAAAACAGCCAUUACGAUUAUGUUCAUGUGCAAAAAGUUUCACUUCAUCAGUUGAUGGAUAAUUCUCCAUUAAACGAGACGUGGCAUCUAAUACAUCCAAAGUUUUAUCCCUUUUUUGUUAGAGCUCUCUCCAUCUGGGAAACAGGUGGAAUAGCAUUUAACCCGAUCAUAUUGACCCCGAACUCUCCCCGCUUAAUUUAUAUAGACAAAUUGCAAAACAUAUUUGAGAGAUAUUCUAAGAGAAAUCAUGGGCAAGAAAAGCAGGAAAGGAAAGCUAAAUUUAUUUCAAAGAUGGCCAGCAUUGGUAUGACUACACCAAGACGACGAGUCAACAAUAUACGAGAUGUUAUAGAAGCUUUAGAAGAUAAUGAUUCUAUGAAGAGUAAUUACUCGCAACAUAACCUUACUGGAAUGGAAAGUAAACUACUGGAGAAAAUUUACAAUGGCAGAAAACUUAUGGCAGUUGAAGUAGUUAAUUCAACUAAAUCCAUCCUUAGAACUUCAGCAACUGAAAUUAUGGAUAGUGGAAAUAAUGAAAGAAACUCACCAGAGACAAGAAGUAUUUCGACAAAGUCCAAAAUAUUGGAUUCAUUUAACCCACUUUUUGAUUUAUUUCAUGAGAUGAUAAAUUCAAACUAUGCCAACAAUAGUGUUAUAGAACAACAAGAUAUGGAUAAAAAUGGCGCUGUCCGAAAGCCGAUUGCUGACUAUGAUAGCAAGUUGAGUAAAUUCGACUAUGCAGUCGUGGAUAAGAUGUCUACUGAAAAAAUCCUUACAAUGCAAGAUAUGAACAGUUUGUUAACUAUUGAUUUAGAAGGAAACUUGUUGGCCACAAACAUCCCAUGUCAUGCAUUUCUCGGAACAAUAUUCAGUAACGUUAAGAAUUAUUAUAAAGAACCAGUAACUGUUGCUGACUUUGUGGUAGCGGAGCUCUCUAUCUUUUGUAAGGGAAUUUUCUCCAGUUGUAAGGGACUAGACGUUAUGUUUCUGUAAUUGAUUUUAUUUGUUAGGGCAAUUAUCAAUAUUUUGUUAUUCUAUGUUUAGUUUUAAAUACAUAAUAAGUUUUUUUGAUAAUGGUGCUUUAUUUUUAAUUGUAUCAUUCUACGGGAAGAAAAUUAAAUACGUUCUCAUAUAAGUUA